This is a messenger RNA of Scheffersomyces coipomensis, 2766 nucleotides long. RefSeq names its product OPT oligopeptide transporter protein-domain-containing protein. The record is from RefSeq and is a predicted model, not a curated record. Gene Ontology annotation, cellular component: plasma membrane. Gene Ontology annotation, biological process: transmembrane transport. The transcript has a single exon. Bases 1 to 2766 code for a protein of 921 amino acids. Gene Ontology annotation, molecular function: oligopeptide transmembrane transporter activity. NCBI's taxonomy places the organism in Eukaryota, Fungi, Ascomycota, Pichiomycetes, Serinales, Debaryomycetaceae.
AUGAGUGAAGAGAAACAUAUUAAAACACUUACUAGUAUUAGAUCUACAGGAAGUAGAUUGGAUGUUGAAGAUCAUGAAGUAGACUUACAACAAGUUAUUUCAAAUGCUUUAUCUAUUGGUGAAGUUGGUCAAUCACUUAGUGAUUCACAAAAGCAAAUUAUUUUAAGAAGGUUGAAUUUUGACGGUUUAUUAUCAUUAGAUGAUUUACCAGUUAGCGCUUCAUUCAUGAUUGAAAAGAUCGAAAGACUUAGUAUCUCUGAGUCUUUACAAAUUCUUAAGGAAUCUCUUACAUUACAUUCGGAAGAUGUUAAUAUUCCUACUCAAGAUAUGCAAUUGCUUGAAGAUUUAAUAAAACAAGCACCUCAUGAUCUUGAAGAAACUGAUACAAUUCAUGAGAAGAUUGCAAUUCAAUUUAAUUCUAAAGAAGAAAAAUCAUUUGGUAGUAGUGAAAAAAUCAAUGAUGGUACCCCAGUUGCGGCAUCAUUCGUUGAUUUAGAGUUCGGGAACUACUAUUCAAUCAUUGAUUGGAAUUUACAAGUUAGAUUAGAAGCUGCUUUGAUUGCUUACCAUUCUCCUUAUCCAGAAGUUAGAUCUGUCACUGAUCCAUAUGAUGAUCCAAAUUUACCUGUUGAAACCUUUAGAGUCUACAUUCUAGGUCUUGUUUGGACUGCUAUUGGAGCUUUCAUUAAUCAAUUUUUUGCUGAAAGACAACCAUCUAUCCUGUUAAGUAGUGCUGUUGUUCAAUUAUUCCUUUACCCUUCAGGAAAAUUAUUGGAAAGAAUCUUACCGAAAUAUAAAGUUAAAAUUUGGAAGUAUACCAUUGAUUUAAAUCCUGGACCAUAUAAUCACAAAGAGCAAAUUUUAGCGACUAUCUUUUACUCGGUCUCUGGAGGUGUUAGUUAUGCUUCUUACAAUAUUCAUGUUCAAAAAAUGGAAAGAUUUUACAAUAAUCAAUGGGCUGACUUUGGCUAUCAGAUUUUAUUAAUGCUUUCGACUAAUUUCUUGGGUUUUGGUUUUGCUGGAAUAAUGAGGAAAUUUGCAAUUUAUCCAAUCACCUCAAUUUGGCCAUCUAUCUUACCAACUUUAGCUUUGAAUAAAGCUUUGAUGCAACCAGAAAGAAAAGAGAACAUCAAUGGCUGGACCAUCUCAAGAUAUUAUUUCUUCUUCUCAGUGUUUGGAUUCUCAUUUUUUUACAAUUGGAUUCCAACUUACCUUUUCAAUGCUCUUUCGUAUUUUAACUGGAUGACUUGGAUUCUGCCAGAUAACUUCAACUUAACAGCUAUCACUGGCUCCAUUUACGGUUUGGGUUUGAACCCAAUUCCUACAUUUGAUUGGAAUAUAUUGAAUUUCAACGGUGCUUUAGUGUAUCCAUUUUAUUCACAAGUAAAUCAAUACAUUGGUUCAUUAAUCGGUUUCGUUGUAAUUAUUGGUCUCUUUUGGUCUAACAACAAUUGGUCAGCAUAUAUUCCAAUCAAUACAUCAUCAUUAUACUCUCAACGUGGUACCCGUUAUUCUGUUAAGUCUAUUGUUAAUGAAAGAAGUUUGUUUGAUCAAGCAAAGUAUGAAGUGGUUGGUCCACCAUAUUAUUCUGCUGCUAAUUUAGUACUUUAUGGAUCUUUCUUUGCUAUUUAUCCUUUUGCUAUUGUCUAUGAAGUAUUUAUGAAUUAUAAACCAAUGUGGAAAGCUCUUUCUGGUUUAGGUAAAUCUUUGAAAAACUUUAGAAGAUCUACUUAUGAAGGAUUUAAUGAUCCUCAUACUACUAUGAUGAGACGUUAUAGCGAAGUACCUGAUUGGGUAUUCAUUGUUGUGUUAGUUAUCUCUAUUAUCUUUGCAAUUCUAUGUGUUAAAUUAUAUCCAGCUGAGACUCCAGUUUGGGGUAUUUUCUUUGCUGCCGCUAUUAACUUCUGCUUUUUAAUUCCUUUGACUGCUAUUUAUUCUACUACCGGUUUCCAAUUUGGUCUUAACGUUUUGGUUGAAUUAAUUGUUGGUUAUGCUCUUCCAGGUAAUGGUUUAGCUUUGAACUUCAUUAAAGCCUUUGGUUAUAACAUUAAUGGUCAAGCUCAAAACUAUAUUUCAGAUCAAAAAAUGGGUCAUUAUCUUAAGAUUCCUCCAAGAGCUAUGUUCCGUUGUCAGCUUAUUUCAGUGUUUAUUACUUCUUUCAUUGGAUUAGGUGUCAUUAACUUCCAAAUAAAUAAUAAUAAAGAUUACUGUGAACCAACAAACAGACAAAAGUUUACAUGUCCAAGUUCUACAGUAUUUUAUAAUGCCUCUAUCUUAUGGGGUGUUAUUGGUCCAAAGAAAGUUUUCAAUGGUAUUUAUCCCGUCUUACAAUAUUGCUUCUUGAUUGGUUUCUUAGCUGCCUUCCCAUGUAUUGCUUUUAAAAAAUUCGGUCCAAAGAGGAUCACAAAAUACUUCCAACCUACUUUGAUUAUUGGUGGAAUGUUGAUCUAUGCUCCUUAUAACUUAUCAUAUUACACCGGUGGUCUUUAUUUAUCAAUUGCGUUUAUGUUUUACUUAAAGAAAUAUUUCUUAUCCUGGUGGGAAAAGUAUAAUUUUGUCUUAUCUGGUGCUAUGGAUGCAGGUGUUGCCUUUAGUGCUAUUAUUAUUUUCUUUGCCGUACAAUAUAACGACAGGAGUAUUUCUUGGUGGGGUAAUGAUGUCGUUUGGGGUGGUAUAGAAGGUGGGUUGGGUCAACAAACACUUUUAGAUGCUGCUGUCGACGCUCCUGAUGGAUAUUUUGGUCUUAGGCAAGGACAUUAUCCAUAG